Molecule: messenger RNA, 1880 nt
Organism: Raphanus sativus (radish)
Lineage: Eukaryota; Viridiplantae; Streptophyta; Magnoliopsida; Brassicales; Brassicaceae
Product: cleavage stimulating factor 64
Exons: 11
Coding region: 160-1521 (453 amino acids)
Biological process (GO): mRNA 3'-end processing
Cellular component (GO): mRNA cleavage and polyadenylation specificity factor complex
Molecular function (GO): mRNA binding
Source: RefSeq, a predicted model, not a curated record
AAAAAAGGUCACACUACUCCCCAUUGACGAAUUCGAAAAGAUCUCCGAUAAAUCUUCACAUCGAAAACUCGUUCGAAUUCGAAUUCAAAUCAAAACAUUUAUUAGAGGAAGAAGAUGAAUCCGCGCUUAAACUUCAUCAUCAUCUUCUAUUGAUUCAAUAUGGCUUCUUCAUCCCAACGACGCUGCGUUUUCGUUGGGAACAUUCCUUACGACGUCACCGAGGAACAACUCAGAGACAUCUGCGGCGAGGUUGGACCCGUUGUCUCCUUUAGAUUAGUUACCGAUAGAGAAACUGGUAAACCUAAAGGCUACGGCUUUUGCGAGUACAAGGACGAAGAGACCGCGCUGAGUGCUCGUCGUAAUCUCCAGAGUUACGAAAUCAAUGGCCGUCAAUUAAGAGUUGAUUUCGCUGAGAAUGACAAAGGAACCGACAAAACCCGAGAUCAGGGUCAAGGAGCUCCUGCUUUGCCUACUACUACUACUACUGAAUCUCAAAAGCAGCCUGUAGAUUCGAAUCUUCAUCAGCCGGUUGGUAUCAACCUUGCUAUAUCAGCUGCAUCUGUUAUGGCCGGUGCGCUUGGUGCUCCCCAGGUUGGUUCUACACAGAGUACACUGCAGGUUCCAGCUACUGAUCCUCUGACUCUUCAUCUUGCCAACAUGUCUAGAAGUCAGCUCUCUGAUAUUAUAUCCUCCAUUAAGUUAAUGGCUACGCAGAACAAGGAACAAGCUCGACAGUUGUUGGUUUCAAGACCUCAGUUGCUAAAAGCUGUUUUCCUGGCACAGAUAAUGCUUGGGAUUGUGAGUCCUCAAGUUUUGCAGACGCCAAAUAUUGUUCAGGCCCCAAAUCAUAAUAUGUCAGGGUCGUCCGUUCAGGACACGCAAGUAUCUGGUCAGAACCUAUUACCGCCACUGGCACAAAGGCCACAGCAGCUUAGUCGACAUCCCCAUAGUCAGUUUCCCGUUCAACAGUCCUCUAAACAACAUUUCAGUCAGAUUUCACAACCAGGUCCUUCUUCUGUAAAUCCUCCAUAUAGAUCCCAAGUUCAAGGUCUCAGUGAAACCGCUCCACUCCAACGCCAAAAACAAGUGGUUCCAGCUUCCAUCAGCAUGGGUUAUAGUAUUCAGACUUCAGUUCCAAAUAACGGUAUCCAGCCAUCUCAAGUACCUCGGCCACCAUUGACAAACUCUGUGAUGCAGCAAGGUGGGCAAAUGGUAUCACUAAACUAUGGCAAAAGAAUAAACAACGAGGGACCUCAUGAAUCAAUAAACAGACCGUCAAAGAUGAUGAGAGUGGAUGAAAGGAGAAUCGAUCCAUUCCAUGGAGGGCAUGCGUCUAACUCAAUGCUUCCAAAUCCAGUACAAGUACAAGAGAGAGCGCAUCAGACACAUAUCUCCCCGGAUGUUCAGUCAACGUUGCUACAGCAAGUAAUGAACUUGACACCGGAACAGCUGAGGUUGCUGACUCCAGAGCAACAGCAAGAAGUCAUGAAGCUGCAACAAGCUCUCAAGCAGCAUUCAUAGCAUUGAGGUUGGUUCGUUGGUUCCAUUUGAUUGAAACUUGCAGAGAUGGAAAGAGUUUUCGCACACAGAUUACAAUAGAAAGAAGAAGGAUUCUCUCACUUGAAUUGGUGAGUGAUUGUAUUAUUAGUGUAGCAUUUAUUUUGUGCUGAGUUUGUCUUAUAGUCAUAGAAAUAUCCAGCCAUCAAUAAUAUAAAAGAGAAAGUUACAAGUCAAAGAAGUCUCAGAACAACUGUGUCGUCUACUCCUCUCUCUCUGUUUUUCUUUCUUUUUUGCUUUAACUAAACCAUCCUUCGCUUUCACUUUAUAUCAUGUAGCAACUGGUUAGUACUUCAGUGAAUAAACAUUUUUAUUUCACCAAA